AGUUCUAUUGUCCCCCUUUCUUUAUUUCUGACCAUCGAGCGUGGAUCGUUUGAGAGGUAUUCACAUAUUCACAUAUUAUUGGAUUAUAUUGGAUUAUAUUGGUGACAAGUUUUUGUUACUCGCUCAAAAAGACAUAACCGUCACAACAAGUCACAGUUUAAGCGUUCCUUCCCUGAAUCACUGGAUUCUGUUACAAUACAAUAGAGGCACACUCAAGCACACUUCGUUCCUACCUUCGUUAAAUCAUACAUAACUCUAACAAACCAAGAUUUCCCCAAAGGAAACCACCAGGUACAACGGUACAACGGUACAACAUUUAGUCUAAGACAGACAUUUAAAAAGAAAAAAUAAAAAAUAAAAAAGUACAAAAUGUUACGCAAAACUCUCACCUCACUCCUCACUCUUGGUAUGGCUUCAGCAAUGCCAUCACCACUUAACGCCCGCCAGGACUCCACACCCCCGGAGCCGCGCAAACUUAUGAUCGGCGCUCCCUAUCAAAUCUUAGCUGCCAACUUCACCGGUACUGAGUUCACCAUAACUGCAAAUCAUACUGCCGUCGGUUCCGCCCCCAGCUGGUUGCUAUUCAGGAAACCUGGGUUCUUGUAUGCCGUUGACGAAAAUGGCAAUGAUACGAGUCUUUUCAGUUUGGAAAUACGCAACCACCAGCCUGACCUGACCUCCUCCGUUAAGGGCUCUUCUGGCGUCGUCUUCUUGGAGUUUAACGCCGAUCAGACCCGAAUGAUUGGCGCUGGCUACGGUAGCGGCAAGAUCGAUAUUUGGGAUACUGAGGAAGCUUCCAAGAACUUGGCGUACAUAAAAAGUAUCGACAUCCCAGGUACACCUAACCCUAAACAGGGAGUACACCAUCCGCACCAAGCUCUACUGGACCCUACGGGCCGCUUCUUCGUUAUCCCCAACCUGGGCGGAGACACCGUGCUGGUCCUCGAUACCCAGGACGGCCAAUUCAAUUUCAGCGGUAAUGUGACGCUACCGCCAGGCACGGGGCCACGCCACGGUGGCUUCGUCACAGUGAACAGCGCUGAGGAUGCAUGCGCCGAGCCGCAGCAUUACUACGUACUAGCCACGGAACUUACCAGCCAGCUAUUCUUGUUCAAGCUCGCAUACAAGGAUAACUCGAUCAGCUUCACGCAGAUGCAGGUGCUGAGCACGUUUGGACACGACGCACCCCCGGCCAACGCCACCUCGGCGGCCGCAGGCGAGCUCGUAGUCGCCGCAAACCAGCGGGACGUGUACGUGUCGAACCGAAUUACCGGCAACACGACUGAUAGCAUCGCGCAUUUCGUCUUCAAGCCCAACAACGGCACCGGCGCCACCCUCGACUACGCAGAGACGAUAUCCACCGGCGGCCUGCGCCCUCGAAUGUUCAGCCUCAGCAAGGACCCAGACCAAAGCCUCGUCUUUGUCGCGAACCAGGGCGGCGAUGCCGGCCUAGCCGCGUUCAAGCGAUGCAACGUUUCUGGAACCUUGAACCCGACUCCCGUCGCGACGAUGCCGAUGAAGUCGCUUGUUGCGCCGGAGCUUGCGGCGACGGAAUUCAUGGGUCCGCAGUUCGUGAUGGAGAUUUGAUUCGAUAGUUAUAUCCUGCUCUUACUUCUGCUUCUGCGCCUACUAGUACUAGGGAUGCUCUAGUCUCGUCUUUCGAAAAAAGUAUCAGCUGUGGGCGAAGCUGCAUCGAUCAC
Messenger RNA from Hypoxylon fragiforme, 1700 nucleotides. Its product is annotated as putative isomerase YbhE. The transcript has 3 exons. Bases 370 to 1587 code for a protein of 405 amino acids. The record is from RefSeq and is a predicted model, not a curated record. NCBI's taxonomy places the organism in Eukaryota, Fungi, Ascomycota, Sordariomycetes, Xylariales, Hypoxylaceae. Gene Ontology annotation, molecular function: protein binding; 6-phosphogluconolactonase activity.